AUGAGAUUAAACAAUGCUGCUUCUUCCUUUCCACCUUCAUCCUGUAAAUUGCAAAAGAAAUUUGAUCUCAAUGGCAUACACAGGCCUGGGGAUGUAAUUCUGGGAGGGUUAUUUGAAGUCCAUUACAGUUCUGUAUUCCCUGAGCGGACGUUCACCUCAGAGCCAGAUCAGCCUAACUGCCGUGGAUUGGACACCCCUGGAUUCAGACAUGCCAUGACCAUGGCCUUUGCUAUUGAUGAGAUAAACAAGAAUUCGAAGAUACUUCCUAAUGUGACUCUGGGAUACAGCCUUUAUGACAAUUGUGCUACACUUGAGAUUGGGUUCAGUGCAGCAUUGUCAUUAGCCAGCGGUCAAGAGGAGCAAUUUUGGCUUCUGGAGAAUUGUUCAGGGACCCCUUCAGUUGUGGGGAUUGUGGGUGAUCCUUUCUCCACAUUUUCUAUUGCUGCCUCAAGUGUUCUUGGUUUAUUCAAGCUUCCUAUUGUGAGUUAUUUUGCCACUUGCUCCUGUCUGAGUGAUCGACAGAGGUUUCCAUCCUUCUUUAGAACAAUCCCAAGUGAUGCUUUCCAGGUCCGUGCUAUGAUUCAGAUUCUAAAACACUUUGGCUGGACAUGGGUAGGUCUGCUAGUCAGUGAUGAUGAUUAUGGCCUCCAUGUUUCCAGAUCCUUCAAGUCUGACUUUCUUCAAUUAAGUGGAGGUUGUUUGGCCUACUCAGAGAUUUUACCUUGGGAAGAUCAUCCAAAUGAAUAUAAGAAAAUUGUGGAUCUGAUGGCCAGAUCCACAGCUCGUGUUGUCAUUGUGUUUGCACAUCAAAUACACCUGAUUCAUCUCAUGACAGAGGUGGUGAAACAAAAUGUGACAGGCUUGCAGUGGAUUGCCAGUGAAGCUUGGACAGUAGUUGGUGGACUCCAUACCCCUGAAUUUAUGCCAUUCCUUGGUGGAACACUAGGCAUUGCCAUCCGACGAGGAGAAAUACCAGGCUUUAGAGACUACUUGUUAAAAAUUAAUCCCGCAGAACAGAAUAGUGCAAACAACAUGGUGAAGCAGUUUUGGGAAGAUACAUUUCACUGUAGAUUUUCAGCAGACUGGUUGGAAGAUGGUGGGACACUUUGCACUGGAGAAGAAGAGCUUAGGAAUGCUGAGACUGAACUUUUGGAUGUGACUGAACUCAGGCCUGAGUAUAAUAUUUAUAAAGCUGUGUAUGCUCUUGCACAUGCCCUUGAUGACAUGCUGCACUGUGUUCCAGGGAGAGGACCUUUUAUUGGGCACAGCUGUGCCACUUUGCAAAAAUUAGAGCCAUGGCAGCUGAUGUAUUACUUGGAAAAAGUCAAUUUCACAACUCCAUUUGGUGAUCAAGUAUUUUUUGACGAGAAUGGUGAUGCCUUACCUAUCUAUGAUAUCAUGAACUGGCUGUGGCUCCCUGAUGGAAGCACUAAAGUUCAGAAUGUGGGUGAGGUUAAGAUGUCAGUUUUCAAAGGUGAAGAAGUCACACUUGAUGAAAACAAAAUCUUCUGGAACUUUAAAUCAAAAGAGCCAACUACAUCAGUUUGCAGUAAUAACUGCCCUCCAGGAACACAUAUAGCAAGGAAGCGGGGAAAGCCUGUGUGUUGCUAUGACUGCAUCCCUUGCUCUGAGGGAAAGAUCAGCAAUAACACUGAUUCCUUAGAGUGCACCAGUUGUCCAGAGGACUUCUGGUCAAGCCCCCAGAGAGAUCACUGUGUUCUUAAGAGAACAGAGUUCCUCUCCUACCAUGAGCCCCUGGGAAUCUGCUUGACAACCACCUCACUGUUGGGCACAUUUAUCUGUACUGUUGUUCUAGGAAUUUUCACAUAUCAUCGCAGCACACCUAUGGUGCGUGCAAACAAUUCAGAAUUGAGCUUUCUGCUUUUAGUGUCACUUAAGCUGUGUUUCCUUUGUUCACUGUUAUUCAUCGGAAGACCCAGACUUUGGACAUGCCAACUGAGACAUGCAGCAUUUGGGAUCAGCUUUGUGCUUUGUGUCUCAUGUAUCCUGGUGAAAACUAUGGUUGUUUUGGCUGUGUUCAAAGCCUCCAAGCCAGGAGGGGGAACCAAUCUUAAGUGGUUUGGUGCUAUGCAGCAGAGAGGGACAGUUCUGGUUCUUACUUCCAUUCAAGCUGCAAUCUGCACUGCCUGGCUUGUCUCUUCCUCUCCAACUCCACAUAAAAACACCCAAUACUACAAUGACAAAGUGGUGUAUGAGUGUGCUGUUGGGUCUACAAUUGGCUUUGGAGUGUUACUGGGUUACAUUGGUGUGCUGGCUUUCCUUAGCUUUCUGCUAGCAUUUCUAGCCAGGAAUCUUCCAGAUAAUUUCAAUGAGGCCAAAUUCAUCACAUUCAGCAUGCUGAUCUUCUGUGCCGUGUGGGCGGCCUUUGUCCCUGCUUAUGUAAAUUCUCCUGGAAAAUAUGCAGAUGCAGUAGAAGUAUUUGCCAUCUUGGCCUCAAGUUUCGGGCUAUUGGUGGCACUGUUUGGACCCAAAUGUUACAUAAUUCUGCUGAAACCAGAGCGAAACACAAAGAAGGCAAUCAUGGGUCGAGAGACCACCAAGCCAUAA
This is a messenger RNA of Pundamilia nyererei, 2568 nucleotides long. Its product is annotated as extracellular calcium-sensing receptor-like. The record is from RefSeq and is a predicted model, not a curated record. The transcript is spliced from 10 exons. Gene Ontology annotation, molecular function: G protein-coupled receptor activity. Gene Ontology annotation, biological process: G protein-coupled receptor signaling pathway. NCBI's taxonomy places the organism in Eukaryota, Metazoa, Chordata, Actinopteri, Cichliformes, Cichlidae. Gene Ontology annotation, cellular component: plasma membrane. Bases 1 to 2568 code for a protein of 855 amino acids.